AUGAGCCGGAGCGGCGGAGCCGGGCUGCCCGCGGCCGCGCUCACCGGCCCGGGACGCUUCCGCAUGGCCCGCGAGGAGCCGGCGCCCGCGGCGGUGGCGGCGGCCGGGCAGCCCGGGGGCGGCAGAGGCGGCAAGCGGGCACUGCAGGAGCCAGGGGUCGCCCGCAGGGGGCGGCCGUCGCUGAGCCGCGCUAAACUGCACGGGCUGCGGCACAUGUGUGCCGGGCGCACAGCGGCGGGGGGCUCCUUCCAGCGGCGGGCGCUGUGGGUGCUGGCUUUCUGUACAUCCCUCGGCUUGCUGCUGUCCUGGUCCUCGAACCGUUUGCUCUACUGGCUCAGCUUCCCGUCGCACACGCGGGUGCACCGCGAGUGGAGCCGCCAGUUACCCUUCCCCGCCGUCACCGUGUGCAACAACAACCCGCUGCGCUUCCCGCGCCUCUCCAAGGGGGACCUCUACUAUGCCGGCCACUGGCUCGGGCUGCUGCUGCCCAACCGCACCGCGCGCCCGCUCGUCAGCGAGCUGCUGCGCGGCGACGAGCCGCGCCGCCAGUGGUUCCGAAAGCUGGCUGACUUCCGCCUCUUCUUGCCGCCGCGCCACUUCGAGGGCAUCAGCGCCGCCUUCAUGGACCGCCUGGGCCACCAGCUCGAGGACAUGCUGCUCUCCUGCAAGUACCGCGGCGAGCUCUGCGGCCCACACAACUUCUCCUCCGUGUUUACAAAAUAUGGGAAGUGUUACAUGUUUAACUCAGGCGAGGAUGGCAAACCUCUGCUCACCACGGUCAAGGGGGGGACAGGCAACGGGCUGGAGAUCAUGCUGGACAUUCAGCAGGAUGAGUACCUGCCCAUCUGGGGAGAGACAGAGGAAACGACAUUUGAAGCAGGAGUGAAAGUUCAGAUCCACAGUCAGUCUGAGCCACCUUUCAUCCAAGAGCUGGGCUUUGGGGUGGCUCCAGGGUUCCAGACCUUUGUGGCCACACAGGAGCAGAGGCUCACAUACCUGCCCCCACCGUGGGGUGAGUGCCGAUCCUCAGAGAUGGGCCUCGACUUUUUUCCUGUUUACAGUAUCACCGCCUGUAGGAUUGACUGUGAGACCCGCUACAUCGUGGAAAAUUGCAACUGCCGCAUGGUUCACAUGCCAGGGGAUGCCCCUUUCUGUACCCCUGAGCAGCACAAGGAGUGUGCAGAGCCUGCCCUAGGUCUGCUGGCGGAAAAGGACAGCAAUUACUGUCUCUGCAGGACACCCUGCAACCUGACCCGCUACAACAAAGAGCUCUCCAUGGUGAAGAUCCCCAGCAAGACAUCAGCCAAGUACCUUGAGAAGAAAUUUAACAAAUCAGAAAAAUAUAUCUCAGAGAACAUCCUUGUUCUGGAUAUAUUUUUUGAAGCUCUCAAUUAUGAGACAAUUGAACAGAAGAAGGCGUAUGAAGUUGCUGCCUUACUUGGUGAUAUUGGUGGUCAGAUGGGAUUGUUCAUUGGUGCUAGUAUCCUUACAAUUCUAGAGCUCUUUGAUUAUAUUUAUGAGCUGAUCAAAGAGAAGCUAUUAGACCUGCUUGGCAAAGAGGAGGACGAAGGGAGCCACGAUGAGAAUGUGAGUACUUGUGACACAAUGCCAAACCACUCUGAAACCAUCAGCCACACUGUGAACGUGCCCCUGCAGACGGCCCUGGGGACCUUGGAGGAGAUUGCCUGCUGACACCCCUCGAGCCACCCAGCACCCCCUCCAAACAGACCUUGAGGCCCAAGACCAGGACAAGGAAGAGCAAGCUCAUGUGGAAUGGCCCCUGAUGCUAGAAAGAAGCAAGAGCCCCCUAUGCACACAUUGCAGACUAGCUGC
Rhinopithecus roxellana (golden snub-nosed monkey) is the source of this 1833-nucleotide messenger RNA. RefSeq names its product acid sensing ion channel subunit 2 (gene ASIC2). Gene Ontology annotation, cellular component: membrane. NCBI's taxonomy places the organism in Eukaryota, Metazoa, Chordata, Mammalia, Primates, Cercopithecidae. Gene Ontology annotation, biological process: sodium ion transmembrane transport. Gene Ontology annotation, molecular function: ligand-gated sodium channel activity. The record is from RefSeq and is a predicted model, not a curated record.